Messenger RNA from Diaporthe citri, 1278 nucleotides. RefSeq lists its product as uncharacterized. The coding region runs from base 1 to 1278 and encodes 425 amino acids. The record is from RefSeq and is a predicted model, not a curated record. NCBI's taxonomy places the organism in Eukaryota, Fungi, Ascomycota, Sordariomycetes, Diaporthales, Diaporthaceae. The transcript has a single exon.
AUGAGGGCUUCCGUAUUCCUCGAAGCCGUCUCCGUGCUCGCCGGCUUUGCCUCGGCCGACAGCAUCCUGCGCCGCGACAAUGGAACGUAUGGGCCAGAGAUCGAGGAAUUCCACUACUACUUUGGCCAGUGGCCUACCGGCCAUGCAGUAUCAUCGACUGGGCGCCUCUUCGUCUGCUACACCCGAGGCGGCGGAGCUUCUCCCUUCACGCUUGGCGUGGCCGUCAACAAGACUGCCGAAGUGGCAUAUCCAUCAGCGGAUUUCUCUGUCCCCACCGCGGAAGUCAACACCACAAUCAACGGGAUGCAGUUCGGCUCCUCCAACUCCACCGGUCUGAUCAGCGUCCAGGCGCUGUACAUCACCUCCGAGACCGGCGACCGGCCCGAGACCCUCUGGGUCCUCGACACGGGGCGGCCCACCGUCACCAACUCGAACGGCGGGCUGACAAUGGUCUACGGCCAGCCGGGCGGCCCCAAGCUCGUGGCGAUAAGCCUGACCAACGACACCGCCUACGCGACCUACACCUUCCCGGCCUCGGUCGUCUACCCGGACAGCUACCUGAACGACGUCCGCCUCGACCUGCGGCGGUCCGCCGUGCCCGGCGGCAAGGGCGUGGCCUACCUCGUCGACUCGAGCGGCGAGGGCCGGCCCGGGUUCGUCAUGCUGGACCUGGGCACGGGGGAGUCGUGGCGGCGGCUCGACGGCGACAGGCACGUGAUGCGGGAGGACGGGGACGUCGCGUCGUACAGCGGGCAGGCCUUCUACCAGGUCCCGCAGGGCGGCGGGCCGUUCAACCACAACAAGGAGGGCAACAACGGGGUGUCGCUGUCGCCGGACCUCGAGACCAUGUUCUUCACGACGCUGACGGGCAACACGCUGUACGCCGUGCCGACUGCCAACCUCCGAACCCGGGACGACGUCCCCUGGGCCGAGCAGGCCGCCAAGAACAACGUCACGAGCGUGGGGCAGAAGGGCGGCAACUCGAACGGGUCCGAGGGCGACUCGAACGGGCUGAUCUACAUGAUCAUGCCCGAGCACAACGCGGUCUACUACUACGACCCGAGAGACCUCAAGGUGCACACCUUCAUCCGGGACCCCCGCAUGCUGUGGCCUGACCCGCUGUACAUUGCCGAGGACGGAUACAUGUAUAUAAAUAUCGUGCAGAGCUACUGGAGCCCGAGGUGGAACGGGGGCAAGGAUCUGAGGCAGCUCCCGGGCGCUGUGUUGCGGGCCAAGCUGCCCAAUAAUGGUACGAAGAUGAGGCUCGACUACGUGUAA